This is a messenger RNA of Saccostrea cuccullata (small rock oyster), 795 nucleotides long. RefSeq lists its product as uncharacterized. The record is from RefSeq and is a predicted model, not a curated record. The transcript has a single exon. NCBI's taxonomy places the organism in Eukaryota, Metazoa, Mollusca, Bivalvia, Ostreida, Ostreidae. Bases 1 to 795 code for a protein of 264 amino acids.
AUGAACAGGUUGACAGAAAUCAAGAAAAGCCAUGAAAAUACACUGAAAAACCACUUGAGCAAAACAAACGAACAAAUAAAAUCUCUGAAAUCUCAGAUGGACAAGAAAAAAUCCCAGCUUGUUGACACCAUAGAAUUCAUCGAGAACAACAGCAGAAAUAUGUCAGAUUUCCACCUGAUCGACAACUUGAAAAUUCUGAAACAGUUACGGUCUGAUAUUAAAAAUAUUAAAGAUCCUUUAGAAUACGAUGGAGGAAAAUUGUUUGAUGACUUGCGUCAAACUUGGUCAAUGGAUGCCAUUGCUGAUGAAGUAGGAUUUCUUCAAAAUGGAGAAAAUCCUGUACGUACACUUGAGGUUUGUGGUGAAGACACUUGUUAUAUCCAGUCUUUUUUAUUAGACUCUUUAAAUGAAAUUAACAUAGAAGGGAGUAAUAAACAAGAAUACAUGAUAAAUCUUUGUGAUAUCUAUGUCUGUAAGAAUGGUGAAGUGUUUUUCACUGUUAAUGAGAACUAUCCUACAUGGGGUAUUUACCAACUAUUUUCUUCGGGAUCUGUCUCUAUUAUCGCAAAUACAGGAGAUUUAGAACCACUAGGAAUCUGUGAGUCGGUGGAUGGUGGUCUUCUGGUCGCCUUGACAGAUUAUUCUCAUUUCAUGCAGCCUUCUACAAGUCUUGUAAGACAUAUGACACUAUCAGGUGACGUCAAAAGUGAGAUCGGCGUUUAUGAUUCUGAUGGAAAUAUACUUUUUAGCUUUGUCUUCAUCUGGUCAAAUAAAGUAUACAUAUCGUGGAUAUAA